UUCUUUUUUCCAACCAAUCACCUGUUCGCUUGGUGAAAUAUGAAAAUGGCGGCUCUGUGCAGUGAGUUCGGAGAUCUGGCACAAAUCAAGAAACAGCUAAUAUCUGUCAUAUCGUUGUGUAAAGAAAGAGGAGUUUUGCAUAGCGCGAAGUGGGCUUCUGAGUUGGCGUUUGCUUUGGAUCCCCUUCCCAAGGAUAAUUUACCCCCAGAACCAGCAUUCACUGAGGAAGACGCUCAAGACCUGGAUGCCUUCACUUUGGCCAAAUCCUACUUUGACCUGAAAGAGUAUGACCGUGCUGCUUACUUUCUAAAGGGCUGCUGUAGCCAGAAGGCUUAUUUCCUCUACAUGUAUUCCCGCUAUCUGUCCGGCGAGAAAAAGAAAGAUGAUGAGACUGUGGACAGUUUGGGUCCUUUGGAGAAGGGUCAGGUGCGUAAUGAAGCUUUGCGAGAACUGAGAGUUGAGCUCAGUAAGAAGCACACUGCAAGAGAGCUGGACGGCUUUACACUGUAUUUGUAUGGGGUUGUUUUACGAAAGCUGGAUCUGCUGAAGGAGGCAGUGGAAGUGUUUGUGGAGGCAAUUCAAGCCCUUCCUCUUCACUGGGGUGCCUGGCUGGAGCUUAGUAACCUCAUCACAAACAUCGAAAUGUUAAAGUCCCUGUCUCUGCCUGACUGCUGGAUUAAAGACUUCUUCAUGGCCCACAUGUACACAGAGCUCCAGAUGAUCAAAGAGGCUUUGCAGAAGUACCAAAACCUCAUUGAGGCCGGCUUCUCCAAGAGCACCUACAUCAUCUCGCAGAUUGCUGUUGCCUACCACAACAUCAGAGAUAUCGACCAAGCUUUGGCGCUGUUUAAUGAACUGAGGGAGCAUGAUCCGUAUCGUAUCGACAACAUGGACACCUUCUCUAAUUUGCUAUAUGUCAAAUGCUUUGUGUCUUUACAGAGUAUGAAGCCUGAAUUAAGUUAUUUAGCCCACAACCUGGUGGAGAUUGAUAAAUACCGAGUGGAGACAUGCUGCGUAAUUGGGAACUACUACAGUUUACGCUCCCAGCAUGAGAAAGCAGCUCUGUACUUCCAGCGCGCCCUGAAACUGAACCCUCGUUGUCUUGGAGCCUGGACCCUCAUGGGCCACGAAUACAUGGAAAUGAAGAACACUUCAGCCGCCAUCCAGGCCUACAGGCAUGCAAUUGAAGUGAACAAGCGGGAUUAUCGUGCCUGGUAUGGAUUAGGUCAGACAUAUGAAAUCCUUAAGAUGCCUUUUUACUGUUUGUAUUACUACCGAAAGGCUCACCAGCUCAGACCCAAUGACUCUCGCAUGUUGGUUGCAUUGGGGGAAAGCUAUGAAAAACUCUCUCAGCAAGUUGAAGCCAAGAAGUGCUACUGGAGGGCUUAUUCUGUUGGCGAUGUAGAAAAAAUGGCUCUUCUUAAACUGGCAAAGCUCCAUGAACAGCUGAAUGAGUCUGACGAUGCUGCUCAGUGUUACAUGCUUUACAUUCAAGACAUUUUCUCUUGUGGGGAACAACUGGAGCAUGCAGAGGUGAGCACAGCUCUGCGCUACCUGGGUCAGUAUUAUUUCAAGAGCAAACUCUACGACGAGGCUUCGAUCUGUGCGCAGCGCUGCUGUGACUACAACGAUGCACGAGAAGAGGGGAAGGCUCUGCUGAGGCAGAUCUCACAGGUCAGAGAUCAGGUGGAAACGCCUUCAGCAGAUCUGUUCACUCCGCUCUCAAACAUCAACACACCGGUCAGGAGGGUGUCUCCUCUGAACCUCAUCUCCUUCACGCCAUGAUACUCCAACUUAAUGACAGACAUUUGCUUAAAAUAAAGCUUUAAUUGUAAAUGUCUGUGUUUAGAGAAAUGUUAUGUUUUUCUAUAGUUGGAAUUGGAUCUUUCUUUAUUUGAAAAAGAAAACCUUCCAGUUAAUUUCUAAUAAAGUACAUUGUCAUAUGCAUAAGACUGACAGUAUUUGAUAUCUUAUGUAGCAAAAUAUGUUGAGCACAAAAACAUUUUGAUUUGCACAUCAUAACUUUAGUACUCUAUAUUUAAAAAGAGUGAGAAAUGAGCAGUCUCCCUUUUUGUCUUUUGCAUUUACAACAUACAAUGAAUGCUUCUAGCCCCUUUAAACAAGAUCAGCUUGAUUCUUGUGCCUUUUGAUAAUUCUAGAUUUUAAAAGGCAAUAUUUUUCAUUUAAAACCUUACAUUUGAAAGAAAUACACCAUUACAGAGCAUAUUUCAAAAGCUACAGAAUAUACUGCAUUUUAUUUUGAAAACAAAAAUUCCUAAAACCUCACAAUCAGACAUAAAAAAGUAACAAACAGAACUUUUGGCAUGCAGCCCAGACGAUUGGGACAAGACAGAAGAAAACUUUCUACAAUUUUAGAACAGAAACCAGAAAACAUAGAAAGCAGCAAGUGAACAUUUAGCAGUUUAGUUUGCUGUGCAUGAGCUUUGUCCUUUAUAAUCACACACAGUUUAGACAUUUAUUGUGGUGUUAGGAAAAUAUUUGCCGCCGAGGCACAUGAAGCCGAUUUACAGACAUGCACAACUCUGACCUUACAGUCCUUCAACCCCAGAGAAAAAUCUUAAAGCAUUGAUCAUUUUACUGGCAUUAACUGAUAAUCAUAUUUUGGAUGACUGCAAAAAAGUAAAUAUAUAAAAAAAAA
Molecule: messenger RNA, 2659 nt
Organism: Xiphophorus couchianus (Monterrey platyfish)
Lineage: Eukaryota; Metazoa; Chordata; Actinopteri; Cyprinodontiformes; Poeciliidae
Gene: cdc23
Product: CDC23 (cell division cycle 23, yeast, homolog)
Exons: 16
Coding region: 40-1785 (581 amino acids)
Biological process (GO): positive regulation of mitotic metaphase/anaphase transition; anaphase-promoting complex-dependent catabolic process; cell division
Cellular component (GO): anaphase-promoting complex
Molecular function (GO): protein binding
Source: RefSeq, a predicted model, not a curated record